ACAAGCCUAGCCUUCCGCCUUGCCUUAGUUCCUUGUGUGCACUGUUAACGUUCCAGCGAGUCAGGCUCGGGAAGUGGCCUGAAAUUCACCCUUUUACGAAGGUUGUGGAUCAAACUAGAAAUAAAUCAUGGCUUUUAGAAUGCCUGCUUGUGUAAUUGAUCCUGGGACAGGAUACACAAAGUUAGGAUAUGCUGGGAACACAGAACCUCAGUAUAUAUUCCCAUCAGCUAUUGCAAUUAAGGAAUCAGCUAAGAUAGGCGACCAAGCAUCUCGGAGGCUCGGGAGAGGUGUUGAGGAUUUGGAUUUCUUCAUUGGAGAUGAGGCCAUUGAUAAACCAAACUAUGCUACCAAGUAUCCUGUCCGCCAUGGAAUCGUUGAAGACUGGGAUCUGAUGGAAAGGUUUCUAGAACAAAGUAUUUUCAAAUACCUGAGGGCGGAGCCAGAAGACCAUUACUUCCUACUUACGGAACCUCCCCUAAACACGCCGGAAAACAGAGAGUACUUAGCCGAGAUCAUGUUUGAAUCGUUCAAUGUUCAGGGACUAUACAUUGCAGUACAAGCUGUGUUAGCCUUAGCAGCAUCCUGGACGUCCAAGCAGCAAGGAGAACGUUCUCUGACCGGUGUGGUAGUGGACAGUGGAGACGGUGUUACUCAUGUUAUACCUGUGGCCGAGGGUUAUGUAAUCGGCAGCUGUAUCAAGCACAUUCCUAUUGCUGGUCGUGAUAUAACCUACUUCAUUCAGCAGCUUCUAAGAGACCGAGAACCAAGCAUUCCUCCUGAACAAUCCUUAGAGACGGCCAAGGCUAUCAAGGAACGUUGGGGAUACGUCUGUCCUGACAUCGCCAAGGAGUUCAACAAGUACGACACGGAUCCAGGAAAGUGGAUUAAGAAGUUUGACGGUGUGAACUCGAUCAACAAACAGCCGUUCAGUGUGGAUGUGGCUUAUGAGAGGUUCCUUGGACCAGAGAUCUUCUUCCAUCCUGAGUUCUCCAACCCUGACUUUACCACUCCCAUCUCAGAGACAGUCGACAUUGUGAUCCAGAAUUGCCCUAUUGAUGUCAGGAGACCCCUCUAUAAGAACAUUGUUCUGUCGGGAGGUUCUACGAUGUUCCGUGACUUUGGUAGGAAGUUGAAGCGUGACGUCCAGAAGGUCGUUGAUAAUCGUCUCAAGUUGAGUGAACAGCUCAGCGGAGGAAGACUCAAGCCCAAGCCUAUUGAGACUCAAGUCAUCACACAUCAUAUGCAGCGAUACGCUGUUUGGUUCGGAGGCAGUAUGUUAGCGUCAACGCCGGAGUUCUACACCGCUUCCCAUACCAAGGCUGAUUAUGAUGAAUAUGGACCAAGCAUCUGCCGCCACAACCCCGUCUUUGGUGCCAUGACAUAGAGGGCGACAAACAGAAAAGUGAUGAAUGAAAUGAUGAGUGGUAGAAAGGAAUAUAUAGAAAAAUUGUAUUGUAAUUGUAGACCAUGGAAUGAUAGAGAAAAAAAAAUCAUCAUCGUUUUCAAAAAUAUAUCAGCAUCAUGUUUGUAUCACAAUCGCUACUUUGAGAGUAUCAUUACUUUCAUAGCUCUGUUUUAAUUAUCACCAUCGUCACCAUUUUGCUUUCCAUUUUUCGAGAAACAGCCCCAUAUUCCUCCAAUAAAUCAAUUUCAGUUUCCAGCAUUUCCAAUAACAAGUAUUGAACAAGGUGCUCUUAUAGUGGUUGAGCAUAAAUGGGGAUGAUAGUGAUAUUGGAUGGCCAAAAUUAGACUAUGAAAAAUGUUGAUGCUGAAGGUAGUGGUUGUGAUGAUGAUUAGUAGAAGGUAACAUUAUUCCAUUUUUCUUAGCCAAGCAUUGAAUUUCCUCCCUCAGGUGGCGACAUAGCAAAAGAAGGAAGCAUUGUAGUGAUAAAAACAAGCGUAUAAUGUAGAUGACAUUCUCACCAACAUAUCUAUCCUUACCAAAAAGAAAAAGAUCAAGAUUAUUAGAAAUUCACCAAAAUUACUGUAAAAUUGUAUUACAUGAGCUUGAAUUGUAAUUAUAAUGUAUGGAUCGGCUUAUAUUUGGAUAUAGAUGUACAUUACGAGCCACUAUGUUUUAUUUCAAAAUAAUCUAUUUACGUGUUUAUCGUACUCUUUAUAUUUUGUUGUAGCGUCUUUGAGAUUAGAUAAUGAUUAUUAUCUAAUCAAAUUGCAUUAUCUUGUAAAAAAUCCAAAUAUUUUGAUUUAUCUUUCUGUACAUGUAAUGAUUUUAUACGAUUUUCUAAUUGGAUAUCCUGUAGAUUUGAAUACAUGAUGUGUAGUGUACGGAGAAUCUUGACUUUCAACGUUUGUUUUGGGGGAUAAAGCUUGUGUACUUAGGUAGCUAUUUAACCUGAAGAUUGUUCAAAUGUAUUUAUUCUUAUUUCAAAAGAGGCACAGCGAUGUAAUCCAGUGUUUAGAAGAUGAUGAAAGAAUGCAGUAUUAUUGUACUGUUUUAUGGUAGUUUUAUAAAAUGUUAUUGUAGUCGAUUUUUCAUCUGAUUUCCAACUCUUGACAAUAGAGGGGGUCAUAAUAGAUAUGAUUCUAUACAGGUUAUGGGGGGGGGGGGUCUUAUUCACAUGUGGCAACCAGUCAUAUUGACCAUUUUUGCCAAAUUAUGAAGUAAUUACACUCAUCUAUCCAUCUAGCUUCUUUUAUAGUCUACAUUUACUCAUUCUUAUAACAGAAGCAAAUGUUAGUCUAGAUAUUAAGAAGGAAAAUUGACCAUUCUACAUUCUACUGAAACUCAAACUUACACUAGAUAGUUUUUUUGUGGAGGGGGGGGGGGAGAAGGGGGAAGGGGUGGAUAUAUAUGUGUUACUAUUGUAGAUUUCCUUGGAAAACACUCCUUCCGUUUCAGUUCAGACGGACUAAACAUUGUUUGGACGGUUCAGACACCCUUGUGGAUUAUUUUAGCUGCAGUUUGAGAAUACAUGUACCUCAUGAGCGAGAAGCUUCCAUAGUAUUUGUUCUUUCCGUUUUACAAUGCAGCUUUUCUUUUAGAUUCCCCGUUCUCUGUAUGAUGAUCUUCAGAAGUGCCUCAUUCGUGAAUGUGGAAGUAGUUUAGAAUGACCAUGGUUUUUUAAUCACAAUCAUGACUGUACAUAAUGUAGUGAUAAGCAGCCACUCCUGAUGAAGUUAUGAUAUAUAGUAUGUCCAUUUAUAUAGCGCAAUACCUUAUGCAUAUACUCUACUACGCUUGAUACUUGGUAUCAUCACCCCGGCUGUAGCUGAGUUGCCAUGUUAGCGCUAUUAAAGCUAGAGGUUCAAGGAAUAAAUCCUACCGUGUUAAGUUAUUGGAAUUACACUCUCUGCAUUUUUCUUUCUGUGCAUUGGAAAUUUUGAAGGAAUGCCAAAUAAUAACCCAACACCUCUUCUUUAGAUCUGCAUAGAUUUUUUUUUUAGUAAGAUUAUUCUGGAAAUGGGUAAUAUAGGAAUGUCUUGGAUUAUUUCAGAACUCUUAUUGGAAUGCUCCCUAGGGAGUGGAGAAAAUGCAUAUUUUGUGUGCAGGCAUGCCAGGAUCCGAUGCCCGAGGUAUUAAUAUAUCUGUAAAGUGCUUAGAGACAUCGUUCUGAUGUAUUACCUGCAACAUAAAAGCGGAAUAUAAUUAUUAUUAUGUGAGACAGAUCUUUAUUUCUUCAUAGAGAAUUACAUCAUCAAAUUCGAUUCCCUAUGCCAAACCAACCAAAUGUUAACCUUUUUCGUGCAAACAUCUUUGUAACUCUGUAAAAUCGAAUAUCCAUCAUGAAAUCACAAGUUUUGUUUGAGCGACAGGAGAGCCUUUCGAAGUAUUUUUAGGCCUAUCCUGCUGGUCACCGUUGCAUGUAUUAUGGUAAAGUAUCCACAAAAUGGGUUUUGAUGCAAAUAAAUAAAUACACUUUUAUUAUGCA
This is a messenger RNA of Lytechinus variegatus (green sea urchin), 3890 nucleotides long. RefSeq names its product actin-related protein 3. Gene Ontology annotation, molecular function: actin filament binding. The transcript has 12 exons. NCBI's taxonomy places the organism in Eukaryota, Metazoa, Echinodermata, Echinoidea, Temnopleuroida, Toxopneustidae. Gene Ontology annotation, biological process: Arp2/3 complex-mediated actin nucleation. The record is from RefSeq and is a predicted model, not a curated record. Gene Ontology annotation, cellular component: actin cortical patch; Arp2/3 protein complex. The coding region runs from base 128 to 1384 and encodes 418 amino acids.